GUGCCACACUCUACAUACCUGAAGUUUGAAUUGUAUGAGGAACGCGCGGGUUAGGUUGGUUCUAUUCCUGCAGUUGUCCCAAACGCAUCAAACGCAGUAGAGAACGGUAUAGAAGCUUGACCACCGGUUGUAACGCUUAUACUUCACAAAGACUUCACAAAUUUUUGACAAAAUGCCGAAAACAACUGAAAAAAGGAGGGGCACUGGCAAAAAACGCGUUAAGGACCCAAACGCGCCAAAGCGACCAUUGUCGGCAUUCUUUUGGUUCUGCAAAGAUGAACGCGCUGAAGUGAAGUCAAAAAAUCCUGCUUAUACAGUGGGAGAUAUUGCAAAAGCCUUAGGCAAAAAAUGGGCAGAUUGCACUGCUGAAGAUAAAGCCAAAUACGCUGAGAUGGCAGAACAAGAUAAAGAUCGAUAUGACAAGGAAAUGUUUAACUACAGAAAAGGACAAGAGGGUUCAGAGAAUGAAGGAGACUAAAUUUUAGGAUAACUGAGGAUGGCAAACGCGCGUCAAAAUCUCUUCUAUCACUCCAUGUUUUAGAUCCCGAAGCACACCUCAUCAACUGUACAUACCAUUUGUCUUUAUUGUUAGCGUAAACGCACUUGCAGUUACAUCACUAGUACAAGUAACGAAGUAACUAACCAUAACUUACCGUUCAUUUACAGUACAGUAACUAAGUAAAAUAACUAUUACUUUAAAAAAAAAAAAGCUAUUGUGUGUAUGAGUGAAUUGUGAGGCACGACUAGCAUGAAUGAAUUUUGUAUUUUAACCUAUUAUAAUAGUAAAAAAAAAAAAGAAAGAAUAAUGUAAAAUUUAGUAGAAUAAGGGAUAUUCCUUGUACAGUUUGUUUGCCCAGAUAUUAUAUAAUUAGGGCAUUUGGUUUGCUUCGAGCGAUUAUUAUUCGGUGCGGAUAUCGCAACCGCGUACCUGAUGUAAGUAUUAGUCUAUUAGGAAAAUGUCUGGCGCUGCGUUUCUCCUUCGUUAUUCUGUUUUUAUUUUCUUUUCCAUUGUAAGGCCUUGAUCUCGAAUCUUUAGGCUUGAGAUGGUACAAUGUUUUUUUUUUUCGAUAAAUUUAGUUCAGUAUAUAUUUUUUAAUUAUCCUUUUUUGCGAUUUUAUAAGUGAUUGGCUUGGAUUAAAUUCAAAUUGUAAAUUAUGAAAAAAAUAAUUAACUAAUCUCGAAAUUUUAUAUGCAUAUGAGAUUUUGCGUAAUUGAUUGUAUAAUGUUGAUUUUCGUGAUUUAAUUUCUUGAUUAAUUAUAUGGAGAGAAAAUAAUAAUGUAAAGACGCGAACUUCAAGUCAAUGAAAAAAAAGGAUUGUUAAUAAUCAAAAAAAAAAAAGGAAUUUUUUUUUUUUUUUUUUGAAAAUUUUACUUUGGGGAUAUUGAAUUUGUGUUUAUAGAAUUAACUCUCGCCAUUCUGUCUCUUUAUUAGUAGUUUUUUGUCCAAUAAAAGGUAACUUAUCUGUAUAACAAAAUUAAA
Leptopilina boulardi is the source of this 1480-nucleotide messenger RNA. RefSeq names its product high mobility group protein DSP1-like. Gene Ontology annotation, molecular function: DNA binding, bending. NCBI's taxonomy places the organism in Eukaryota, Metazoa, Arthropoda, Insecta, Hymenoptera, Figitidae. The record is from RefSeq and is a predicted model, not a curated record. The transcript has 4 exons. Bases 173 to 478 code for a protein of 101 amino acids. Gene Ontology annotation, biological process: regulation of transcription by RNA polymerase II.